This is a messenger RNA of Schizophyllum commune H4-8, 254 nucleotides long. RefSeq lists its product as uncharacterized. The transcript has a single exon. The record is from RefSeq and is a predicted model, not a curated record. Lineage: Eukaryota; Fungi; Basidiomycota; Agaricomycetes; Agaricales; Schizophyllaceae. The coding region runs from base 10 to 207 and encodes 65 amino acids.
AUGACAGAAAUGCCCUUCGAGUUGAGCGCCCUCGUGAAAAUCCUCGUGGACGUGCAGCAAAGCAGAGUUCAGGACCGCAUGCCCGGCGGGAGGCUGGCGUCGCGCAACGAAGUUCCGCAAGAGGUCUUGGACGGUGGCGCUUUCUCUUCAUCCUUCUUCAGUCUUUGUGGGCUCUUGUUUGUCGUGUACUUCUCGGGCCCGGCUUAGCAGGAUGUGUUCUUCAAUGAAUAGAAGAUCUGCAGGAUGAACUCGGC